Messenger RNA from Hippoglossus stenolepis (Pacific halibut), 546 nucleotides. RefSeq names its product interferon phi 1 (gene ifnphi1). The record is from RefSeq and is a predicted model, not a curated record. The transcript is spliced from 5 exons. The coding region runs from base 1 to 546 and encodes 181 amino acids. Gene Ontology annotation, molecular function: cytokine receptor binding. Gene Ontology annotation, cellular component: extracellular region. Lineage: Eukaryota; Metazoa; Chordata; Actinopteri; Pleuronectiformes; Pleuronectidae. Gene Ontology annotation, biological process: defense response.
AUGAUCAGCUGGACCAUCUUCCUCUGUGCCUUGACUCCUGCUCUCUGCUGUGAUUGGCUCAGACACUACAAUCACUAUAGCAAGGUCACUCUGACACUCCUUCAACACAUGGGAGGUCAGCUGACUGAAGACGAGAGUCCAGUUUCCUUUCCAUUCACACUUUACACAGAAGUACGCCACCAACAGGUAGAUUCUCAGUUGAUUUUCAUCAGAGACAGUUUGUCAAGGAUCUCUGACCUCUAUCGCCAUGACAACCGCUCCUCCAUUACCUGGGAUACGGACAUGACUCAUCACUUCCUGGUCAACCUCCACCGACUGAAAGAAGAACUGAACACAUGUGUGUUGACUAAGAAACACUUAAACAGACCACUGAGGAGAUACUACAGGAGGCUACUCAGAAGAACUGUGUACCGCACUGGUGGUACUACUGCAUCAUGGGAACUCAUCAGGAAAGAAACAGAACUUCAUCUUCACCAGUUGCAGCUUCUCGUCGCGUCCAUCAUAAAUUCUGCUGCCAACAGGAGGCGCUCUACACUUGGACAAUAA